UUGUAUAAAAGCGCACUGUUCCUUCAUGUUUUGUUAUCAGACCGAUUACUGGAAGCCCAGCACAGGAUCUCAAGAGCAUCAUGCGCCACUUUGGGUUUCUCGUCCUUCUUGGGCUUUUCAUCGGCACACAGGCGGUCAACCUUACGGACCUGCUUGAAGCAUUGAACACUACUGAGACGACUUGGCUAAAGAGGCGGACUUAUAAUAUGUCGGACCAUACCUGUGUCUACACCCAAAAAAUCGACCUGAAUGAAACGAACUACAAAUUUGAGCAAGGCUACAUGACUGGUCAUACUAAAUUAAACCACACCCUGUACGCAAAGCUAGGAGAGAACCGGACUGCUGGUCCUUGGAUGGAAGUCAGCAGCGAGCCAGAGCCAACACAUCACGGCUUAAGAUUUUUUCUACAGUACUGGAAUGGAACGGAAAAGUGUGGCAUCCUCAAAACACAUCUAUUAGGCGAGGAUCAAUACGAAGUGCACGUAUGGGAUAGUAAAGUUAAUGAUACAAACCAAGCGUGCAUGCAAAAAUAUGAUGAUUUAAAAACUGGAAAAGGAUCCUACGAAGUUUAUUCUACCAGCUGCAAGACUGCCGCCUGAAAACAUUGAGCUGCAACCUUUUCAGAAGAUGAGCCCCUUAGCGAAAAAAAAAUCAUCUGAAAAGUACAUUUUGUAGGAUGUAGCAGUAAAAUGGAGCAUGUUUAAAAAU
Molecule: messenger RNA, 708 nt
Organism: Dermacentor silvarum
Lineage: Eukaryota; Metazoa; Arthropoda; Arachnida; Ixodida; Ixodidae
Exons: 5
Coding region: 81-599 (172 amino acids)
Biological process (GO): symbiont-mediated perturbation of host defenses
Molecular function (GO): amine binding
Source: RefSeq, a predicted model, not a curated record